Molecule: messenger RNA, 8265 nt
Organism: Canis lupus familiaris (dog)
Lineage: Eukaryota; Metazoa; Chordata; Mammalia; Carnivora; Canidae
Product: mucin-12-like
Exons: 22
Coding region: 16-7968 (2650 amino acids)
Source: RefSeq, a predicted model, not a curated record
GUACCCCAUCGGGAGAUGCUGGUGAUCUGGAUUGUGACACUGAGUCUCUGGCUCGGGCUACCUGCUACAGCAACACAGGGCGAGACAACCAUCAUCCCCACUGUGCCAGCUUCAUCUGAGCCCACGGCGUCAACCCACGUUUCCCAUACCACAGACGCCGGCCAUUCCACCGUCCGAUCGAGGCCAGGAGACCUGUCUACCAGCCCGGCUGUCUCAGGACCGACUGCUACUGGUGUCCCCCAGGAAUCCACGGACCACGGCACCAUCUCUGAUUCUCCUCCACCUCCGGACUCAUCGGCAACCACUUUUACCAAGGGUGAUGCAAGUCCCAUGUCUACGUCAAGUCCCACCGAGUCUUUAGCCACUUCCCCGGGUUCGGGACCGUCAGCCUCACCCAGUGCUACGGAGUCUACUUUCUCCACGAUCGUCUCAGAGUCAUCGGAAUACACAGUGGCUUCCUAUACUACAGGCUCUCCAAGUCCCUCAAGCCAGGAAGACUCUUCCACCACCACCCUGACCACUGGACACAGCACUACCGCCCUUUCGGCGUUGCCCUCCGUCUUCACAACUGUGUCUGCUUUGACCGGAACGACCGUUACUUCAGAAACCUCCUAUACGGUGGGUGACGGAAGCUCCGCGUCCCCUUCAGGUUCGGGCCAGCCGUCGACCACCGUCUCUGUCUCAGCACAGACGACCACGGGCCUCGUGGACGGAUCCACUGUGUAUCCAGGCACCCCUCACUCAUCAGAGCCAACGGGUAUCCCACACAGCACCACCAGCGGAGAGGAUGCAGUUUCUGCUUCCACACCAACGACUGCUGGCCCUUUUACUACCCAUGCUGAUGGCGGACACACAACCACAUCUCUUGCUGCAGGGUCCACGAUCUACACCGCCACUGCCCCCUCAGAGUUGUCCACACCAUCCUUUUCCACUACUGCCUCCCGCAGCACAGAUAGUGCGAUUCCCACCUCCACAUCGAGCCCCAGUGAGCUCUCUACCCCCACUGUGGUCACUGGGCAAGCCGGCUCCACUCCCACAGGCGAGACAACCAUCAUCCCCACUGUGCCAGCUUCAUCUGAGCCCACGGCGUCAACCCACGUUUCCCAUACCACAGACGCCGGCCGUUCCACCGUCCCAUCGGGGCCAGGAGACCUGUCUACCAGCCCGGCUGUCUCAGGACCGACUGCUACUGGUGUCCCCCAGGAAUCCACGGACCACGGCACCAUCUCUGAUUCUCCUCCACCUCCGGACUCAUCGGCAACCACUUUUACCAAGGGUGAUGCAAGUCCUAUGUCUACGUCAAGUCCCACCGAGUCUUUAGCCACUUCCCCGGGUUCGGGACCGUCAGCCUCACCCAGUGCUACGGAGUCUACUUUCUCCACGAUCGUCUCAGAGUCAUCGGAAUACACAGUGGCUUCCUAUACUACAGGCUCUCCAAGUCCCUCGAGCCAGGAAGACUCUUCCACCACCACCCUGACCACUGGACACAGCACUACCGCCCUUUCGGCAUUGCCCUCCGUCUUCACAACUGUGUCUGCUUUGACCGGAAACGACCGUUACUUCAGAAACCUCCUAUACGAGUUGUCCACACCAUCCUUUUCCACUACUGCCUCCCACAGCACAGAUAGUGAGAUUCCCACCUCCACAUCGAGCCCCAGUGAGCUCUCUACCCCCACUGUGGUCACUGGGCAAGCCGGCUCCACUCCCACAGGCGAGACAACCAUCAUCCCCACUGAAUCCACGGACCACGGCACCAUCUCUGAUUCUCCUCAACCUCCGGACUCAUCGGCAACCACUUUUACCAAGGCACUACCGCCCUUUCGGCAGUUGCCCUCCGUCUUCACAACUGUGUCUGCUUUGACCGGAAACGACCGUUACUUCAGAAACCUCCUAUACGCACAGACGACCACGGGCCUCGUGGACGGAUCCACUGUGUAUCCAGGCACCCCUCACUCAUCAGAGCCAACGGGGUCCACGAUCUACACCGCCACUGCGCCCCUCAGAGUUGUCCACACCAUCCUUUUCCACUACUGCCUCCCAGCAGCACAGAUAGUGCGAUUCCCACCUCCACAUCGAGCCCCAGAAUCCACGGACCACGGCACCAUCUCUGAUUCUCCUCCACCUCCGGACUCAUCGGCAACCACUUUUACCAAGGGUGAUCACUACCGCCCUUUCGGCAUUGCCCUCCGUCUUCACAACUGUGUCUGCUUUGACCGAAACGACCGUUACUUCAGAAACCUCCUAUACGAGUUGUCCACACCAUCCUUUUCCACUACUGCCUCCCACAGCACAGAUAGUGAGAUUCCCACCUCCACAUCGAGCCCCAGUGAGCUCUCUACCCACACUGUGGUCACUGGGCAAGCCGGCUCCACUCCCACAGGCGAGACAACCAUCAUCCCCACUGUGCCAGCUUCAUCUGAGCCCACGGCGUCAACCCACGUUUCCCAUACCACAGACGCCGGCCGUUCCACCGUCCCAUCGAGGCCAGGAGACCUGUCUACCAGCCCGGCUGUCUCAGGACCGACUGCUACUGGUGUCCCCCAGGAAUCCACGGACCACGGCACCAUCUCUGAUUCUCCUCAACCUCCGGACUCAUCGGCAACCACUUUUACCAAGGGUGAUGCAAGUCCCAUGUCUACGUCAAGUCCCACCGAGUCUUUAGCCACUUCCCCGGGUUCGGGACCGUCAGCCUCACCCAGUGCUACGGAGUCUACUUUCUCCACGAUCGUCUCAGAGUCAUCGGAAUACACAGUGGCUUCCUAUACUACAGGCUCUCCAAGUCCCUCGAGCCAGGAAGACUCUUCCACCACCACCCUGACCACUGGACACAGCACUACCGCCCUUUCGGCAUUGCCCUCCGUCUUCACAACUGUGUCUGCUUUGACCGAAACGACCGUUACUUCAGAAACCUCCUAUACGGUGGGUGACGGAAGCUCCGCGUCCCCUUCAGGUCCGGGCCAGCUGUCGACCACCGUCUCUGUCUCAGCACAGACGACCACGGGCCUCGUGGACGGAUCCAGUGUGUAUCCAGGCACCCCUCACUCAUCAGAGCCAACGGGUAUCUCACACAGCACCACCAGCGGAGAGGAUGCAGUUUCUGCUUCCACACCAACGACUGCUGGCCCUUUUACUACCCAUGCUGAUGGCGGACACACAACCACAUCUCUUGCUGCAGGGUCCACGAUCUACACCGCCACUGCGCCCUCGGAGUUGUCCACACCAUCCUUUUCCACUACUGCCUCCCACAGCACAGAUAGUGAGAUUCCCACCUCCACAUCGAGCCCCAGUGAGCUCUCUACCCACACUGUGGUCACUGGGCAAGCCGGCUCCACUCCCACAGGCGAGACAACCAUCAUCCCCACUGUGCCAGCUUCAUCUGAGCCCACGGCGUCAACCCACGUUUCCCAUACCACAGACGCCGGCCGUUCCACCGUCCCAUCGAGGCCAGGAGACCUGUCUACCAGCCCGGCUGUCUCAGGACCGACUGCUACUGGUGUCCCCCAGGAAUCCACGGACCACGGCACCAUCUCUGAUUCUCCUCAACCUCCGGACUCAUCGGCAACCACUUUUACCAAGGGUGAUGCAAGUCCCAUGUCUACGUCAAGUCCCACCGAGUCUUUAGCCACUUCCCCGGGUUCGGGACCGUCAGCCUCACCCAGUGCUACGGAGUCUACUUUCUCCACGAUCGUCUCAGAGUCAUCGGAAUACACAGUGGCUUCCUAUACUACAGGCUCUCCAAGUCCCUCGAGCCAGGAAGACUCUUCCACCACCACCCUGACCACUGGACACAGCACUACCGCCCUUUCGGCAUUGCCCUCCGUCUUCACAACUGUGUCUGCUUUGACCGAAACGACCGUUACUUCAGAAACCUCCUAUACGGUGGGUGACGGAAGCUCCGUGUCCCCUUCAGGUCCGGGCCAGCUGUCGACCACCGUCUCUGUCUCAGCACAGACGACCACGGGCCUCGUGGACGGAUCCAGUGUGUAUCCAGGCACCCCUCACUCAUCAGAGCCAACGGGUAUCUCACACAGCACCACCAGCGGAGAGGAUGCAGUUUCUGCUUCCACACCAACGACUGCUGGCCCUUUUACUACCCAUGCUGAUGGCGGACACACAACCACAUCUCUUGCUGCAGGGUCCACGAUCUACACCGCCACUGCGCCCCUCAGAGUUGUCCACACCAUCCUUUUCCACUACUGCCUCCCACAGCACAGAUACCUCACCCAGUGCUACGGAGUCUACUUUCUCCACGAUCGUCUCAGAGUCAUCGGAAUACACAGUGGCUUCCUAUACUACAGGCUCUCCAAGUCCCUCGAGCCAGGAAGACUCUUCCACCACCACCCUGACCACUGGACACAGCACUACCGCCCUUUCGGCAUUGCCCUCCGUCUUCACAACUGUGUCUGCUUUGACCGAAACGACCGUUACUUCAGAAACCUCCUAUACGCACCACCAGCGGAGAGGAUGCAGUUUCUGCUUCCACACCAACGACUGCUGGCCCUUUUACUACCCAUGCUGAUGGCGGACACACAACCACAUCUCUUGCUGCAGGGUCCACGAUCUACACCGCCACUGCGCCCUCAGGAGUUGUCCACACCAUCCUUUUCCACUACUGCCUCCCACAGCACAGAUAGUGAGAUUCCCACCUCCACAUCGAGCCCCAGUGAGCUCUCUACCCACACUGUGGUCACUGGGCAAGCCGGCUCCACUCCCACAGGCGAGACAACCAUCAUCCCCACUGUGCCAGCUUCAUCUGAGCCCACGGCGUCAACCCACGUUUCCCAUACCACAGACGCCGGCCGUUCCACCGUCCCAUCGAGGCCAGGAGACCUGUCUACCAGCCCGGCUGUCUCAGGACCGACUGCUACUGGUGUCCCCCAGGAAUCCACGGACCACGGCACCAUCUCUGAUUCUCCUCAACCUCCGGACUCAUCGGCAACCACUUUUACCAAGGGUGAUGCAAGUCCCAUGUCUACGUCAAGUCCCACCGAGUCUUUAGCCACUUCCCCGGGUUCGGGACCGUCAGCCUCACCCAGUGCUACGGAGUCUACUUUCUCCACGAUCGUCUCAGAGUCAUCGGAAUACACAGUGGCUUCCUAUACUACAGGCUCUCCAAGUCCCUCAGAGCCAGGAAGACUCUUCCACCACCACCCUGACCACUGGACACAGCACUACCGCCCUUUCGGCGUUGCCCUCCGUCUUCACAACUGUGUCUGCUUUGACCGGAAACGACCGUUACUUCAGAAACCUCCUAUACGGUGGGUGACGGAAGCUCCGCGUCCCCUUCAGGUCCGGGCCAGCCUGUCGACCACCGUCUCUGUCUCAGCACAGACGACCACGGGCCUCGUGGACGGAUCCACUGUGUAUCCAGGCACCCCUCACUCAUCAGAGCCAACGGGUAUCUCACACAGCACCACCAGCGGAGAGGAUGCAGUUUCUGCUUCCACACCAACGACUGCUGGCCCUUUUACUACCCAUGCUGAUGGCGGACACACAACCACAUCUCUUGCUGCAGGGUCCACGAUCUACACCGCCACUGCCCCCUCAGAGUUGUCCACACCAUCCUUUUCCACUACUGCCUCCCGCAGCACAGAUAGUGCGAUUCCCACCUCCACAUCGAGCCCCAGUGAGCUCUCUACCCCCACUGUGGUCACUGGGCAAGCCGGCUCCACUCCCACAGGCGAGACAACCAUCAUCCCCACUGUGCCAGCUUCAUCUGAGCCCACGGCGUCAACCCACGUUUCCCAUACCACAGACGCCGGCCGUUCCACCGUCCCAUCGGGGCCAGGAGACCUGUCUACCAGCCCGGCUGUCUCAGGACCGACUGCUACUGGUGUCCCCCAGGAAUCCACGGACCACGGCACCAUCUCUGAUUCUCCUCCACCUCCGGACUCAUCGGCAACCACUUUUACCAAGGGUGAUGCAAGUCCCAUGUCUACGUCAAGUCCCACCGAGUCUUUAGCCACUUCCCCGGGUUCGGGACCGUCAGCCUCACCCAGUGCUACGGAGUCUACUUUCUCCACGAUCGUCUCAGAGUCAUCGGAAUACACAGUGGCUUCCUAUACUACAGGCUCUCCAAGUCCCUCAAGCCAGGAAGACUCUUCCACCACCACCCUGACCACUGGACACAGCACUACCGCCCUUUCGGCGUUGCCCUCCGUCUUCACAACUGUGUCUGCUUUGACCGGAACGACCGUUACUUCAGAAACCUCCUAUACGGUGGGUGACGGAAGCUCCGCGUCCCCUUCAGGUUCGGGCCAGCCGUCGACCACCGUCUCUGUCUCAGCACAGACGACCACGGGCCUCGUGGACGGAUCCACUGUGUAUCCAGGCACCCCUCACUCAUCAGAGCCAACGGGUAUCCCACACAGCACCACCAGCGGAGAGGAUGCAGUUUCUGCUUCCACACCAACGACUGCUGGCCCUUUUACUACCCAUGCUGAUGGCGGACACACAACCACAUCUCUUGCUGCAGGGUCCACGAUCUACACCGCCACUGCCCCCUCAGAGUUGUCCACACCAUCCUUUUCCACUACUGCCUCCCGCAGCACAGAUAGUGUGAUUCCCACCUCCACAUCGAGCCCCAGUGAGCUCUCUACCCACACUGUGGUCACUGGGCAAGCCGGCUCCACUCCCACAGGCGAGACAACCAUCAUCCCCACUGUGCCAGCUUCAUCUGAGCCCACGGCGUCAACCCACGUUUCCCAUACCACAGACGCCGGCCAUUCCACCGUCCCAUCGAGGCCAGGAGACCUGUCUACCAGCCCGGCUGUCUCAGGACCGACUGCUACUGGUGUCCCCCAAGAGUCCACGGACCAUAGCACCAUGUCUCAUUCCUCUGCAGUCACACACUCAUUUUCAAGCACUUUCACUGAAGUGGAUAAAAGUCACAUCCCCACAUCAAGUUCCCGGCAGUGCCACAAUGGGACCAUAUGGAACGGAAAAGAGUGUGUCUGUGCCCAAGGCUUCUUUGGUUACCAGUGCAAGUCCCUUGUGGACUCAUUCUUCAUCGAAAUCCCGGAAAAAAUCAAUGCCACCUUAGGUGUGACAGUGAAAGUGACUAAUAGGAAUUUCACAAAAGACCUGAAUAACAUAUCCUCCUCAGUCUACCAGAAUUUCACUCAACUAUUCAAGAGUCAGAUGGAUAAAGCUUAUAUGGGCAAAGACUUUCCCCAGUACAGAGGCGUGAUCAUUAGGAGACUGUUCAAUGGCAGUGUUGUGGUGGAACAUGAUGUUGUCAUGGAGACAAACUACACUUCAGAUUUUCAGAAACUGUUUGAAAACCUCAUUGAAAUCAUAACGGUCAAGAUUAUGAAUGAGACCAAAAGGCUACCUGGUGAUUCGGAAGAGUGCAGAGCAGCCUCCUUACAUCUGUGCUACAAUGAGGAAGCCACCAUUGUGAACAAGACUGUGAAGCUGGGCUUUGACCUGCAGGAGCAAUGCACCCAGAAGGCUGCAAAGGACUAUGCCCAGUUCUACUAUGUGGAUGAACUGGAUGGGAAGCUGGCCUGUGUGACCAAGUGCACUUCUGGGACUAAGUCGCAACUGAACUGUCAUGAGGGUGAAUGCCAGUUGCAACGAAGUGGCCCCCGCUGUUUAUGCCCGACCUCAGACACGCACUGGUACUGGGGAGAGACUUGUGCAUUGAGAACCAGCAAGAGCCUGGUGUAUGGUAGUGUGGGAGCUGUGGGAGCACUGCUGGUGGUCAUGGUGGUGGUCCUGAUCAUCCUCCUCGGCCGAUCCCAGAGAAAAUUGCACAGGCAAGAAUACAAACUGUCUCGGGAGUGGCAAGGAGAAGACAUUCCUGGCAGCUUCCAGAACACAGGCAUCUGGGAAGAUGAGAAUCUGAAGGAGGACAGAUUCAGCCUUGAAAACAUCUAUGACCAUUUCCAGCCCUCCCUGGAGAACGUGGAUCCCACCAUGGAGUUCCACAUCCAGAGGCCCAGGGUGGUGACCACUGUUCAGUGAGCGAGGCAGAGGCUCCUACUCCUCAUCCAGAUUUGGACAAGACAUCGGCAGAGAGAGAAAACCCACCACUGUGCUACUCCUCAGCGCCCUCGUUGGUUAAAAGGAAAUAGAGCAUCAGGGCUCAAGGUGGCCCUCUCAGAGCUGGUGGGCCUGGCCAGCCCCUGCUGUGAGCCCCUCUCCCCACCCCCUCACCCUCCAACCAGGAGCCCCGGGGCUGCCCAGACACUCUGACAUCUUUGCUCCAGUGACUUCCCACUCUGAAAUUUCCCUCCCAAUAAAAGAGCAAGGUUUAAAGCA